This is a messenger RNA of Humulus lupulus (European hop), 2553 nucleotides long. RefSeq lists its product as uncharacterized. The transcript is spliced from 4 exons. NCBI's taxonomy places the organism in Eukaryota, Viridiplantae, Streptophyta, Magnoliopsida, Rosales, Cannabaceae. The record is from RefSeq and is a predicted model, not a curated record. The coding region runs from base 235 to 2553 and encodes 772 amino acids. Gene Ontology annotation, molecular function: zinc ion binding.
UUUUGUUUGUCUUGCACGUACCUAGCAGCCAUGGAAAUGAUCUACUUUCACAAAAUAUAGCAAACACAUAUUCUCUCUCAAAUCAUCAAAUCUCAAAGGUCAUCACCAUUUUUUCGCACCAAGAUUUAGAAAGUGACGUUAACUUCCACAUCUCUUUUCUUCUCACCCAAGUUGAAGAAGAUUAAAUAAAAAUCAUCUCCCAAACUUGAAGAAGAUUGAACAUUUGAUUUGAUAAUGAGUCAAACACAUAUAAAUAUUGUGGUGUUAUAUAAUGGAUCGUGGGAACAAGUUUUGAACGAAGGUUGGUCAUUUAGUGCUAAACAAAGCAAGGGUAUGAAGGUGCCAAAGACUAUCACUUACAAUAGUCUUGUUGAUCAAUUGUAUACUUUAAUCGGAGCUGACAAGUCUCGUAUUGAUCUUGACUUAAAUGUAAUCUAUCAUUUUGGAAGUAAAGGUAUCCCUCCAUCUUUAAUUAGUAAUGAUGAAGAUGUUGCUUUUUUUCUUGAUGAGAUAGGAACAUCUAUCAAUCAUCGGACACCCCUAUGUGUGUCUACUAUAGAGAAGAGAAGUAAUGAUCAUUUGGUUACUAAAACACUUGAGUUGUAUACUAUUCCUCCAGUUGAAACCAAAGUGAAUGAUGAUUUUUGCAUUGAUGGCAAUGAAGACAGUUGUGAUGAUGAUAAUAAUGAUGCAGAUGGCAAUGAAGAGAGUUGUGAUGGUGAUAAUAAUGAUGCAGAUGGCAAUGAAGACAGUUGUGAUGAUGAUAAUAAUGAUGCAUUAAGCUCAGAUGAUAAUGAAAAUAUUGAUAGGUCUACCUGCAAUGAUGUACUUGUGAAACAUAAUUUACAACAGUCAACCUCCAAUGAAGUAUGGAAGAGCCAUGAUUCCUCAAAUAAUAGAGGUCGUAAAUGGGAAAAAGGCUCUACUUCAGCCUCAACAGCUCAAUUACUGACAUCUUCUUCGAGUAUCAAUUCGUGGGAAAUAAAAGAGGGUCAAAUAUUUGAAAACAAGCAAGAGUUGAAGAUGAAACUCCAUCUUUAUGCAUUAAAGAAAAACUUUGAGUUUAAAGUAAAGAAGUCUGCGAAAAAUAUAUGGUGUACAGUAUGUGUUGAUGAUAAAUGCAAAUGGAGGUUGAGGGCUACAAAAUUGGUUAAUUCCAAUAUGUUCGAGGUUCGUAAAUUUUUCGGUGAACACACAUGCUCAUUGGAUGUUCGACAUAAAGAUCACCGUCAGGCAUCCCCAUGGCUUAUUGGACAUGUCAUAAGGACAAAAUUUGAGGGUGAUGAUGUUAAUUACAAGCCAAGGUCAAUUGUAAAAGAUAUGAGUUUAUCAUAUGGAGUUCAUAUGAGCUAUGCUAAAGCUUGGAGGUGUCGAGAGCAUGCAUUGGCUUACAUAAGAGGUACACCAGAAUCAUCAUUUCAGAAACUUCCCUCAUUUCUAUACAUGAUGGAGCAAAAAAAUCCUGGAACUGUUACUCAUUUGCAGAUGGACAAUGAAGGUAGGUUCAAAUAUUGCUUCAUGGCCUUAGGUGUUUCUAUAAUGGGGUUUAAAACAUAUAUUCGCCCAGUUAUAUAUGUAGAUGGAACCUUCUUGACUACUCGGUGUGGAGGUACUUUGUUAUGUGCCAUGGGACAAGAUGCUAACAAGAAAAUAUAUCCAAUUGCAUUUUCAGUAGUUGACUCAGAGAAUAAUGACUCAUGGUUGUAUUUUCUACUGAGGUUGAAGGAAGCGAUUGGUGAAGUGGAGAAUCUAGUAUUCGUGUCUGAUAGACAUACUAGUAUAGCAAGUGCCUUGACUAAAAUUUUUCCUGAGGCACACCACGGUGCUUGUAUACAUCAUGUUAGCAUGAAUAUCCGUGCGAAGUUCAAAACUGACCAUUGCCAUGAAGAAUUCUUCCUUGCAGUGAAAGCUUAUAGAAAGCGAGAGUUUUUACGCCAUUUUGAGAAGAUUAAAUUCAAAGAUCUUGCAAUUGCUCAAUACUUAGAGAAUCAAAACAAUGUCAUUGCUGAGGCACGUGGGUGGCCAAUUACUUGUCUCAUGGAAUUUAUGAGGCACACUUUACAAAAAUGGUUUUUCGAGCGUCGAACUGCAGCAUCAGCGGCUACAAGUCCUCUUGCCAUAGAAGUGGAAGCUGAUUUGCGAAAGUUAGCAGACAAGUCCACUACCUCGUUCUCUUUUCCGUCUAGUCAGUAUGAAAUAACAGUAUUGGAUGGUGAUCUUGAUGGAGAUGUCGACCUGAGGAGGAAAACAUGUAGUUGUAGAAGAUUUGAUUUGACAGGUCUUCCUUGUGAACACGCUCUAGCUGGUGCUCGAGAUCGUGGCAUUAGUCCAUAUAGUUUAUGCUCCAGAUUCUACACAGUUGAAGCGUGGUUGUCAUCCUAUGGUGGAUCUGUAUAUACGCUGGGUAAUGAAGAAUCUUGGGUGAUACCAAAUGACAUAGGAAGUAUGAUGAUAGCUCCUCCUUUAGUGAAGCAGAAGGCUGGUCGUCCAAAGAAGAAACGACGUUUAUCAAAGGGUGAGAAGAAUAGCAAACAACAUAGAUGUAGUAGAUGA